Guillardia theta CCMP2712 is the source of this 591-nucleotide messenger RNA. RefSeq lists its product as hypothetical. The transcript is spliced from 3 exons. Lineage: Eukaryota; Cryptophyceae; Pyrenomonadales; Geminigeraceae. The record is from RefSeq and is a predicted model, not a curated record. The coding region runs from base 65 to 442 and encodes 125 amino acids.
CGAUGGCCAUGGCUAAUGGGCCCGUGCGAGAGGAUGUGUUCGUCUCGCGCCCCUCCCCUUCUCCAUGUGGCAAGAUUCUGCUGUCAGCUUUCAGGCUCCUCCUUUGAGCUCUACCACACAGCUCCCCAAAGAUUCUGCCCAGCAGGAGCUGGGGCGGCACAGCAAGUACUGUCACUUCUGCCAGCACGUCAAGAGCACCAUGGCCGCCUGCUCAUCUCCUCAGUGUACCUUCAAGUUCUGCCACAACUGCAUCAGUGUUCACCUCAUGGAGGACUGGGAUGCCGUGCUGAGAGCUGAGCGAGACAAGUCAUGGAAAUGCCCCUGCUGCCGGUACCGAUGUUGCUGCUGCUCCUCCAAGGCAUGCACAGCCAAGCAUCCGCACUGCAAGGCCUACAGGAAGCGGCAGCAGACGCGAGUGAAUGUGGUGGAGGGAGGAGAGUAAGAAGAAGAAAGUUAGUCUGCGAGGAGGAGAGGAUGUGGAACCGAGCAGAUGAAGGAGAGGAGGCGACGCCCUCAGAUGUAAGUUUGAUGUAAAUUACGAGCUUGUGGCCUUGCGGUUGUUCUACUUGUAAUGAAAGGAUAGAAUCCUCG